Messenger RNA from Homarus americanus (American lobster), 9070 nucleotides. It is a transcript of the gene Dlg5, whose product is annotated as disks large homolog 5-like. Gene Ontology annotation, molecular function: protein binding. The coding region runs from base 365 to 7285 and encodes 2306 amino acids. The transcript is spliced from 28 exons. NCBI's taxonomy places the organism in Eukaryota, Metazoa, Arthropoda, Malacostraca, Decapoda, Nephropidae. The record is from RefSeq and is a predicted model, not a curated record.
CCAUGGAACGACAGCAGCAGCAACAGCAGGAGUAUGUGGACCUGAGGCAGUACCAGGCCGACCAGCUCCGCACUACCGGCAGACCCCGUGUGGCGAGAGCGUUAUUAUAACAACCGCUACAGUAUCUCAGCUCAAGCAGCUGCAACAGCAACAGCUGCAACAACAACAUUUGCAUCACCAACAGCUGCACCAGCAGCAGUUGCAGCAACAACAGUUGCAGCAACAACAGUUGCAGCAACAGCAGUUGCAGCAACAGCAGCAACAACAGCAACAAUACCAAAAACAGCAGUUGCAACAACAGCAAGCGCAACAGUUCUUGCGGCAGAAACAGCAACAGCGGUCAUUUCAACAUCAAAAGUCAAUCAUGCAACAGACCGCCUAUGAUGCUAGUCAUUAUGGCUCUCCUGCACAGUUAGACGGGGAGUACGCCUCGCUACAAGAGGUGCGGGAUGCUAUGAUACGUAACGGCUCUAUACGGGACCCGAAGAUGAGGGAAGGUCCAGUGAGAGACGUACCUGUAGGUACGGUCCGUUACCGCUUUUCCACAGCUGCCCAGGCCAAGCAACAACCACAUAACCACAGUUCUCGCCCUGGACCAGUUAAGUCCUCGUCGCUCAUGACCUCCCAAGAGCUCCUCAACACACUCAAGAGGCAACUGGCACUGUCCUCUCCCACCCGCACUACUCGGAGCAAGAGCAUGGAGGCUGGGCGGGCAGCGGCGGCGCUCAGUGCCGAGAGUGGGCGUGAUGAGGCAGGAGGCAGGGAAGUGACUGACGAAGGAAUAACGGAUCGCCUCUCCCCUGCCCUCCUGGCCUUGGUGGCGGAGAAACGGGAGCGCCUCAAACGGUCUACAGGCGCCUUCUCAGGUAGCGGCGGGGGACGCGUGGCAGUGUUGCGCCAGGUCACCGCGCCACCAGCGAGAUGUUCGCUGGUGGGCCUAACGAGCGACAGUGAGUGUGAAGACAAGAAGAGUUCGGCGUCGUCCACUGGUGCAGCAGAGGUGGGUCGGCCCUUCCCCUCCGCCUCCCCGCAGUCCCAGGGCGCCGUGGUCAGUUCCCACGACUACAACAUGGAGCAGAGCAACGUGGCCCUUCUACGUGCUGAGCUCAAGAUUGUAACCACGGAUAGAGACAUCAUGAAGAAGGAGCUGAAGAAAGUGACUCGUGAGAGGGACGAGGCCCUAGGUAGAUUAUCUGUUGGUGGUCACCAUCCAGACCAGCCAGCCAACUAUGGAACUUUACCAAAGGGUGGAGGGUCCCUCAGUGACAAGGGUCUGCUGGGUUCCUCACGGGACUAUGAGAGCCUUAAGAUGCAGUGUGAAAAGGCCAUGGGGGAUGUACAGGGACUCCUCAAGCAAAAUGUGGAUAUCACCAGAAAGUAUGAAAAUACGAUGAAAGAGGUAGAUUACUACAGAAAACAAGAAAGAGCAGCUAUUACGGCACUCCAGAAUUUACGAAUGCAGUAUGAGGAGGUCGUAGCAGAAAAGCAGAAAUUGGAGCGUGAGGUCACAUCUUUGCAAACAAUUAUGGAAGAUGACCGUAAAGAAAUAGCUGACCUUCGACGGCAACAGCAGGUCAGCAACCUACUAAAGGUUAGAUUCCCGCUCAAAAGACAGGAGGCCAUUACACAGGAGGGCUCAGGAGAGGCCAUCAACCAGCUAUACAUGACCACCAUGCGUAAAUAUGAAGCCAUCAAAGAUGAGUAUGAUUCAAUCAGAAAGAGGUAUUCAGACUUAGUUGCCUCACAUUCCAACAACAUCUCCAAACUGGAACUUACACAGGAAGAGGUGUCUCGGUUGAAGAAACAGUAUGAUGAAAUUUUACGAGAAUGUAAUGAAGCCGUGCGGGAGAAGAACUGUCUUAAGCAGCAGUGUACCAAAGCUAUCACAGAGUGGGACUCUGCCCUCAGGGAGAAAAACAAACUACAAGAAGAACUGCUUAAGGUUCGUGAGAAGUAUGAUGAAAUGAUGAAGGAAAUGAACACCCAUCUAAUUCAGAGACAACAUCUUAAUAAAGAUUUAAAAAGAUUACAAGAAGAGAGAAAUGCAGCGAUGCAGGAAUACACACUGGUGAUGAGUGAACGUGACACUGUACACAAGGAGAUGGACAAGCUUCAGGAGGAACUAUCUCAGGCCAGUAAAAAGAUCAAGACAAUUGAACAAACUACUAAUGACUCAAGCAAAGAGCGGGAAUCCCUUCUACUACAAAUUGAAAUGCUGAAGCGGGAAAUAACUGCAUCUCUCCAAGACCGAGAUAAGGCUAUUAAGGAGUGUAACGACCUGCGGGAACGAUUUGGUGCCAAGGAGGACACUAACAAGAAAUGGGAGCAAUCAUAUAUGGACUAUGACAACUACAAGCAGGAAAGAGAUGUUACCUUGAAGGAAGGAACAGAUAUAGGCUCUAGUUCCCAUGAUAUGUAUUCCAAGGCUCAAAAGGAACGCCUAGACAAUUUAGAUCAAGCUAAUCAAGAAAUAGAUAGGUUACGAAAAACAAUAGAAAAAUUACAAAGUGAAUUACAAGAGGCUCAACAAGAGGCUGAAGUAUCUAAGCGGCGCCGUGACUGGGCCUUCAGUGAGCGCGACAAAAUUGUUCAAGAAAGAGAAUCCAUACGAGCCCACUGUGACAAAUUACGUCGUGAACGUGAUCGCGCUGUUUCAGAAUUAGCUGAAGCUCUCCGGGAUUCAGAUGACAUGAAGAAGCAGCGAAAUGAAACCUCAAAAGAACUCAAGGAACUGAAAGAAAGACUAGAAGCAGAGCAGGAGAAGGCAGCAGUGGUGCGACAGUUGGCAGCUCACAACCAUUCUCGUGACUCUGCAAUAGACACUGAUAUGCAGGAGUGGGAAAUAGAAACUCUCCAUUUACCUAUUGGUGUGGUGUCUGAGUCUGAUGUUGGCUUUGUUGUGGCUGGAGGCCGGGAUGAUCUACAUUAUGGGGGUAGCGAUGGAGCCAUUUACGUUACAAGUAUUGCCAAAGAUAGCCCUUUUGAAGGGAAACUCAGGGUACAUGACCAAAUAGUUAAAUUAAAUGGUGUAGAAUGCCUGGGCAAAGACCGUGGCAGUGUCUACGCUGCAGUGGCCAGUGGAGGUGGAUUGCUCCAAAUGACAGUCAGACGUAGAAGGAGCGGAGGUCGUAACCACACUGCCCACCUCCACUGCCCACACACUUCGCAUCAUGGACUAACUCUUCAUAGCGGAGUGUACAUAGCAAACAUUCUACCUGGGAGUCCGGCAGCCAGAGAGGGUAAUUUGGCUGUUGGGGAUAGGGUGCUCAAUAUAAAUGGCAAGCCUGUAGAUAACUUGGGUAGUUGUGAGGAAGCACAAUGUUUAUUAGAUUCAUCUGGAGAAGUAGUGCAGCUUACUACUCUCAAGUCUCAUGGGUCCUCAUCUCUCUCAGCACCACUCAGUUCUUCCUCCAGUGGUCACAAUAUUACAGAGGAUGAUAAGUCAACUUCAUCCUCAAGACCAUAUUCCUCACCAACUUCUCCUGCUAAAGAUUCUGGGAUUAGUCCAGGACGAACAGGAAGUCGGGAGCUUGUAAAGAAACUUAUUCCAGGAUCAGGUGGAUCACACAGUGAGGACACUAGUGGUAAAAGAUACGGAAGUAGUGAGAAGGUGGUGUACAAUGUUAACAAGGCUACUGGUGAUAAAGUAUCUGGGACAGGACCUCUAGAUCUCUUCAAAAAUAUGGUGAGACCUAGAAGACACAGCAAAGAGCGUGGAGAAGGUCGUUGUGAGAGUAGAGAUAAAGACGAAAAGAAGAAACACAUGACGUCUGUACUAGACCAUGAAACAGAAAGUGCAAUAGCCCAGUUAGAUUCUGUGAAUAAUUCAUAUCAUCACAAAAGUGGGAGUAAUGGAGGUACAAGUACAACUAAACGAUCCAAGAAGCGUGAAAAGGAGAAAUCAGGGGGGACGUGGCCUAAAUAUAGGGGUGGUGGUGUCAACACAUGGGAUGCUAACUCUGGAACUGUAAUGUACACACAACGAAGAAAAGAACGACCACCAUUAUCAGUUUUUUUACCUUCUCCUAGCACUUCGCCAUAUAUACGUGAAGAAAAAUCUUACGAAUCUUAUCACCAUGAAAAGCACCUAAGUUCUAGAUCUAGUUCAAGUCCUCGGGCCACGCCAACCAGCCCACGCACUCAACAGUUCUCUCUUUAUAAAAAUCUUGAUGGUGGUGGUGGAAAAGUUUGUUCUUAUAGCAGUGCAGGGCAAGUUUUUUCCAGUCCACAGUCUUCUAGUAGUGUGUAUCCCAGUCAGGAUGUAUACUCCCUUGGUGGACCCCGAAAUCCCUCGGUGGACAGAAAGAAUGAAGAUUCUGAAAGAGGAGAUCGUUUAAGCUCCCUCACACCCUCAGAUACAUCCCUGGACUUCUCUGUAAGAUCAGGAAAUGUAGGAAAGGAAGAACUGGAGUAUUAUGUAAAAAAGAAUAUAAUAAAAUAUCCCCAGAGUGACAGUGAGAGCAAUAUGAGCCCCAUUGAUCCCAACCCACCUCAGUCAUUAAGUUUACCUCCUGGUUAUGGAACAAGGCCAUCUCCCCUCCAUCAUGGAGGAGACCGUACACCUUCACAUUCUCGCAUUCCUCAUCCGCACGCUGGACUGUAUUCUCCACCUACUCCAUCCUUGAAAUCACCCCCAGCUUUUGCUCCAUGUCCACCAAUCUCCCAUUUCUCACUGACACAUACACAUGCAUAUCCGCACAGCACAAUUGGUUCCUCUAUAGCUACAGUAUCACCACGUUACUCAUCACCACCCACGUUACAUUUAGGUCCUUCAAAUUUUCUUCCAUCUUCUAGAAGUGGAGACAGUAUUCUCUCCUCCCCUGGUCCAGAUCGUGAUAGAGAUAUACGAGUAUAUUAUGAAAGUCGACAGGCAUCAUCACCUACCCCUCUUGGGAUGAUUGGAACAGUUGGUAGUGGUGUGUUUUACCACUCGCCAUCACCAUCCUUGGAACUUCCUGGACACCAUAAACCUCGUACACUUCAUCUUCAUCCUUAUCGGUCACCAUCAGAUGAACCACCUCCGCUAUUACACCAUUCCUGCCCACCAUCUUAUAUUGACUAUCAGCGCUCUGUGGGCACUAUGCCUCGCAAGGAGGAUGAGCGUAUCAGAAUACCAAGUAAUGCAAGCGUAGCUAGCAAAAGCAGUGGAGGUAAAGGCAGCAGUGUUGAGAGGACUUCAGAACGUGGCUCCCCCAUGCCUUCCAGUUACUCCGUAGAGAUGGUUGGUGGUGGAGGAGGAACAAGCAGAGGACCACAGCACAUCACCCACAUCACUCACUCAGUGCACAGUCCACACUAUCAAGAUUAUAUUUGGCAGAGAAACAGACCAAACCCUGGAGACCUAAGAAACAUAUACAUUGAGAAGUCUUCAGAACCAUUAGGGAUUCAGAUCCGUUGCCUGGAGAAUGGAGGGGUAUAUGUCUCCUCCGUCACUGUUAACUCCCUAGCAUCGCAGGUGGGGCUAUGUGUUGGAGAUCAGCUUCUAGAAGUAUGUGGCAUCAACAUGAGGUCAGCCUCCAAGCAAUCAGCCUCAAUGGUGCUAUCACAGUGUGGCACAUCAGUCACUAUGUUGGUGCAGUACAACCCUGAGAAAUAUCGUGAAGCUGAAGGGUGGGAAGGCAGCAGCAGUGGCAGUAGUGUUGAGGGAUCACGUUCUGGGACACCAACCCCACGCAACUCCCCUAAACCAACUUCCCAUGAAGCCCCUCGUUCUGUUGAUGAUGAUGAUGACCUGCCUCACUCAACUACAUCCACCUUGAGAGGACCUCUAGAUCUUCGUGAUACUUUGGAGCAUUCCCUAGAUCAUUCCUUGCCCCCCUCGGCACGAUCAACACUUACUCGUCCAGAAAUUACACACGUCAUGAAUACCCUGAAGAGACAAGAAACUUUUUCCAGGCGCAGUGAGAAUGGUGGUGGAGGCAGCAGUAUUGGUGGUAAUAGUGGAGGUGGCAACAACUCUGGAGGAGGCGGUGGUGGUAGUGGUGGCAGUGUGGGAAACACUACUGGUGAACCAAGGAUUGUGUACUCAGAGCUCAACAAGUCCCAUAACCUGGGUAUGAAGAUGGUUGGUGGUAAUGCCUUGGGCAUCUUUGUCCAUUCAGUUCCUCCAGACUCCCCUGCAGCCAAAGCUGGCCUCAGACCUGGUGACCACAUCUUGGAGUACAAUGGUGUAGAUCUCCGCCAUGCUACAGCAGAACAAGCUGCCUUUGAGCUGGCCAAACCAGCAGAUAAAGUUACCAUGCUGGUGCAGUACAAUUACCAAAGAUAUGAAGAAAUUCAGGACCAACCUGGAGACAGUUUUUAUAUCCGAGCUUUAUUUGACCGAUUGGGAGAUGUAGGUGAUUCCCCUGAUCUAAGAUUUCACAAAGAGGACAUUUUGUAUGUAGACAACACCAUGUUCAACAAUGUUCCGGGUCUGUGGCGUGCCUGGGUUGUGGAUGAAGAUGGACACAAAACACAGUGUGGUACGGUGCCCAGCAAAGAUAAAGUGGAAGAAGAGAUGCGUCUUCAACGUAGUGUCGGUGACCUACAGAUGGACUCUAGUCGUCGCGGAUCAACAUCAGCGAGACGAUCUUUCUUCAAGCGCAAGAAACAUUCCCGAUCGUCUUCUAGGGACUCUAAAGAACUUGCAAGCUUUUCUGAUGCUUCCUUAAAUUCUUACACUGAGACUGCACCCAUGCAUGAUGAACCCUCUCCACACUCUUAUAUUAGAGUGGAACGACUUGACUAUCUGGUGCGACGCCCUGUGGUAAUGGUAGGACCCUUGUGGGAGCUUGCGUGUGACAAGUUGGUGCAUGAUUAUCCUCAUAACUUUACGAGAUGUGUGCCAGAGGUGAGCCGGCUCUCAAGUGCAGAAAUGGAAGCAGCUGUCCAAAAGAACUUGAUAGUUGAUUACAGACGCCGUGGCUCACAUUUUGAAGCAACUACUGUUAGUCAAGUCAAGGAAAUCUGUGACAAGAGUUGUCAUGGCAUAUUGGACAUCAGUCUUGGUUCUGUGGAGCGUCUACAUAGACACAACAUAUACCCAAUAGUAUUGUUACUGAAGUUCAGACACCACAAGCAAAUUCGUGAAGUUUGUGAACAUCAUCCUUCUGCUGAAAGGAUCUCCCAGAAAGAAGCCAAAGAAAUGUAUGAACUUGCUGCCAAAAUGGAACAAGAAUAUAAACAUGUCAUUUCAGCUGUGAUUCCUGCUGCUGUCAGCAUGCCAUAUAUAAGUACACAAGUAAAGUCAUGUGUGGACCAAGAACAGUCUAAAACACUCUGGGUCCCAUCAGGAAGCCUCUGAAAUGUAAGGAUAAACACCAAAAUCAGGUUUUAAUAAUUCCACACAAGACCAAAAUUAAUAUUAAAAUUGACAUGUUAUCCUAACCUGAUUUUGGUGAUAUACAUUUACUUGUUCGGAGGGAAUGAGUGUUAACUUCUCCGGCUAUAUCCACUGCUACUUUUCCUUACACUGAAAAUUCCAAAAUACAAAGUUUUGAUUUGCCUAAAGAAAAACAAUUAUUUUAGGCUUAAUUAAGCUGGAUAUAGAUUUAUUUUUAUUGUUAUAAUAUAUAAUUCAUAUAUUUUGUUAUUGGACCAAGCUCAAGAAGUACAAAUAUCACCUAGCAUGGUUAUAUUUGAGCUAAGGAUUGUAUUUAGGAAGCUGUCUUAUAUUGUUCAAAAACUGCAAAUUAUUAAUAAAUCUUUUAGAAAGGUUGUCCAAGAUUCAAAGUCUAAAAUAUCUUGUAAAUGAAGAACAAGGUUUAGCAAUUUUGCAGCCUGAAUGACAGGUGUCUUCCCCCAUACCAAAGAGGCUUUAAGGCAAUGGAGAUGGGCAGCUAGUGAAGGAGAAAAAGCUAUAGUAUUAAAGUAGCCUACUGCUCUGCUCUGACAGCUUGUCAUUUUGACAAUAUUCCUUCUCACUUGUGCCUUAAUGGAGCUGGUGAGUGGCCUGUGUUUGUUCUAGUAUCAAUAAAUGGGGAGUGGAGGUGCACAUGUUGCUGGCUUGAUGUUGGCCUCUCCUGAUCUCAGGUAAUGAAAUUAGGCCUGGUUCUUAUUUAACAUUGUGAAGGGUAACAAGUCAUUAUGUGACAAUCUACCAGAAGCUUUAUUUUAACAUAAGGAGUCCCCAUCUACCAAACCUAUGUAAAACACUUCACUAAUUUGGUAAAGCUCAAGCAAAUGCAAGUAGUUUUUAACUGCUUAUGGUGCAUCAACAUUCAAAUUGAAAUGAAGUGUUUAAAGCUGUGAUUUCAUGGUCACUGGUAUUGAAGAAACCCUUGUGUCUUCCUUGUAUAGUAUUUGAAAGUCACAUUUAAGUUACCUAAAAGUGUUUUGGAUGUAUUCACACUCAAGUUCCACUUGAUUUGUCAACUUCCAUUCUGGUGCAUCAAUAGGAGUUACUUAAUAUAGCUUUGUGUAAUAUCUUUUUCCAUAGUAUUUUUUAAAGAAGUCUUCAGAUUCUAUGUAAACUAUUUAUUUCAUGUGUACAUUCAGAUUUAGAAAAAAUAGUAUACCUUAUUAUAUAUAUAUAUUAUAUAUAUAAACAUAUAUAAUGUAUAGGCUCUAACCUAUGAUGUUAUGUGUUCACCAGAACUUGUGAAUUUGAUGUAUGCCUGAUGAUGAUGAUUAUUUUAUUUAUGAAUAUGUUCUUUUUAAUAAAUCCAGCAAAUCUCUAAUCAGACUUCAUGGGGAAGACCCAUUCCUGUCUUUCAUACUUUCAUAUUGUUACUCUGCUUUUUUGUACAAGAAAACUUUCCAUGUUAUAGUUGGGCUGCAUUUGCUCAACUUCUUGUCCUAAAGCCUGUUUAUGCUGAAGUUUUUGGAACUUUCCUUUCACAAGAAGCAUAUUGCCUGGAUUACAACGAUUUUACAUAGAUAUAUUGUGUUGUUAAUGAGGCUUACUAGGAGUGGGUUAUAUUUUGUAUGUACAAUAUGUUAAAGCCUUGUAUAUUACUGUAAUAUAUCUGAAGAUGUAAUUAAGGUGACUAUAUAUUAUGUUUACCUCUACUUUAUACAAAACUUUACUGUGAGCAAUAACAGUGGAGAGGAAGCUGUAUAAAUGUUUCUUAGUAAAAUAAAAUUUUUU